AUGAUACAACUGGCCAAGACCACUAAUGAUCACAUAAUUAAGACAAGAGCCUACCACAAGAACCAGGAUGCUUCCAUCCGAAACUUGGAGAGCCAAAUAGGCCAGUUGUCUAAGCAGUUGGCUGAAAGAGCUCAAGGACAGUUCCCAGGAGAUACAAUUGUGAAUCUAAAGGCAAACUGCAAGUCCAUUGUGACUAGGAGUGGAAUUGUAAUCACUCCUCAAGAAAAGCCAAAAUCGGUUCAGCAUAAGAAAGAAAAAGAAGCACCUGCCAGUGAAGAAGAAGCACCUGCCAGUGAAAAAGAAGAACCUGCAAGGCAAGACAAAGAAGAAGCAAAGAAGAAAGCUGUGGAAGCUCCAAAGCAACCGAUGGAUUUUUCUCGUUUUGAGAAACCUCCUUAUCCUAUGAGAAAGCAUAAGUUGCAGGAUUGUGAGACAGUAGCACUUACUGAAGAGUGCAGUGCCAUCAUACAGAAUAAGUUCCCACCAAAGCUUCAAUAUCCUGGGAGUUUCAACAUCCCAAUUGCGGUAGGCAACACUAAUGUUGGUCGGGCACUAUGUGAUCUUGGAGCAAGCAUCAACUUGAUGCCAUUGUCAAUAUGCAAGUCAUUGGGAAUUACUAAUUUGAAGCCAACCAUGGUCUCUCUUCAGCUUGCUGACCGUCCUUUGAGGAGACCUAAUGGAAUUAUAGAAGAUGUUCUUGUUAAAGUUGACAAGUUCAUCUUCCUUGCUGAUUUCAUCGUGCUAGACAUGGAGGAAGAGAGUGAAAUGCCCCUUCUGCUGGUGUUUGAAGAGGUGGUUAUGGACGAGAAAAGUGAUUAUCAAGAGUUUGAAGAAGAGUCGAAGGCUCUAGAUGAAGCUGCUCCAGAAGAAAAGCAAGCAACUGUCUUUGAGGUACUAGAAAAGAAAGAAGAUGACUCAGCUACAUUGGUACCAAAGGUGGAAUUAAAAGAGUUUCCUGAAACUCUUAAGUAUGCUUUCUUGGGAGACAAAGAACAACAUCCUGUUAUCAUCAAUAAGGAAGUGCAUCAGCAACAUAAAGAAAGCAAGCCAAAGGUUAAGAUGGAAAAGCCCAAGA
Gastrolobium bilobum is the source of this 1075-nucleotide messenger RNA. RefSeq lists its product as uncharacterized. NCBI's taxonomy places the organism in Eukaryota, Viridiplantae, Streptophyta, Magnoliopsida, Fabales, Fabaceae. The record is from RefSeq and is a predicted model, not a curated record. The annotation marks the transcript as partial. The transcript is spliced from 3 exons.